GUAUAUAAGUGAUGGUAGGCGCGAAUGUACGUCGAUACUCUAGUAAGCUCUUACGGAGGCUGUGACUUAGUGCUAUUCAUAGUAUUAGUGCUAUUCAGAGUAUAUCCAGAUAUUCUUUAGUGGUUUCCCGUAUUUUUGAAAACCCGAACGCGAUGGAGUUGCUGAUACAGGUAUCACUGGGCCUACUGACCAUUGGGCUGUGGAUUGUCAGGAAGAAAUUUGGAGACUGGCUGAGGUCAAAAAGCAGAGAAUGGCUGAGGUCAAGGUCAAAAAGCAUCGAGGAGAGGAAAGUAGAGAGAAAUGAGGAAGAAAACAAAGAUUUGACGAGAACAAUUCCGACGAGUGUAAACUACCAUUUUACAAGGCAAUGCAAUUACAAAUGUGGCUUCUGCUUUCACACAGCCAAGACCUCCUUUGUUCUUCCUCUGGAGGAAGCCAAGAGAGGCCUGAGGAUGCUCAGAGAUGCAGGCAUGGAAAAGGUGAACUUCAGUGGUGGCGAACCAUUCAUGAAAGACCGUGGACGUUACGUUGGGGAGAUGGUCCGCUACUGUAAAAGGGACCUUCAGCUGCCCUCUGUCACGAUAGUCUCCAAUGGCAGUUUGAUCAAAGAAGACUGGUUCAGGGAAUUUGGAGAGGACCUUGACAUUCGGCUGGCAUUGUCUUGCGACAGUUUUGUGCCUGAAAAACAAAAUGCACUGAUUGGUCGUCAGCAGGGAAAAAAGAAUCACCUGCGGACCCCCCCAGUCUUGAAGAAAGUGAGGCAGUGGUGUGCGCAGUAUAAAGUUGCCUUCAAGCUAAACACAGUCGUGAACAUACACAAUAAAGAUGAAGAUAUGUCUUCUGAGAUACUGGAACUUAACCCUUGCCGUUGGAAGGUCUUCCAGUGCCUUCUCAUAGAUGGAGAGAAUGCAGGCGAGGAGGCAAUCCGGCAUGCAGAGGAGUUCGUCAUAAGUGACGAAGAGUUCCAGACAUUCCUGGACCGUCACAAGGAAGUUCCUUGCCUGGUGCCUGAAUCUAACGAGGCCAUGCGCUACUCCUAUCUCAUACUUGAUGAAUAUAUGCGGUUUCUGGACGGAGGCAGUAAGCAGCCAUCCAAGUCCAUCCUGGACGUGGGUGUGGAGAACGCCAUAAAAUUCUCGGGCUUUGACGAAAUUAUGUUCCUGAAGAGAGGGGGCAAAUACAAGUGGAGUAAAGCAGACAUGUCUCUGGCCUGGUGAAAUGUCUGUGGUGAUGUUACUUAAUACCGAAAAUACUUUAAUUUUGAAUUAAUUUUGAAUUUGAUCUCUGUUUUGGUGGGUUGAUCAUUGAGGGUUUUACGAAAACACGUUAUACAGUAUAUUGAUAUUGGUUUAUAGUUGUUGCUUAUACAGUAUAUUGAUAUUGGUUUAUAGUUGUUGCAAAUGGAGGGGGAAUACUGUAAUGUAAAACAGCAAAUUAGGUAUUUUAUUCUAAGAUCAGUCUCUCGGUUGUGAGGUCCUCGGUUGUGAGGUCAAGAUGCUGUCUAAUGGAAACCCAAUUUUAUGAAUAAUUUUUUCCUAUUAAGGUUUCAACGAAAAUCCGUCAAAAACAGCUUCCCUGCCAUUGAGUGACUCAAGCGAUGUACCUGAAAUAAGAUGUGGUUUAUAGUGUAAACAUUCCUCUUUGUAUUGAUGUGAUAUGGCUUUUGUUUGUUGAGUCUUACUCUCUUGUUAAUCUUAAUAGAUUUCAAAAUAUUUAAAAAAAUAUCUUUUCAAUGUUCUUUCAUCAGAAAUGAUGCCCUGUGUGAAUUUGUCAUGAUGAUGUAUACAUAUGUCUGUGAAAUUUAAAGUUAGAGUUCUUGCAUUUCUUUCCAUACUUACACUGGAAAGUGAAUUUUUAUAAAAUUUGCAGGUCUGCAUUGUGAAGUACCUCUGAAACUAGUAGCCACUGUUAAAUUUUUUUUUUUAAUUUUUUCAUUACCGUUGUUUCACGUUGUUUCAUUAUAUAACAGUGUAGGCAUGGAAGAAUGCAUCAUGUGAUGAGUACAAUGUAGUUUAUAAUCCACAAACUGUAUACCUGUGUAAAAUGUAAAAGGGUCUCUCUCUCUCUCUCUCUCUCUCUCUCUCUCUCUCUCUCUCUCUCUCUCUCUCUCUCUCUCUUUCUUUCUUUCUUUCUUUCUUUCUUUCUUUAUAGGCUUAAGGCUAGUCUUGUCUUUACUUUUGAAACUCCUCUUGUGCUUCGUAACUCAGUAUGUAUAGGCCUUAAGGAGUUAUACCACUACAUACCAUAGUUGUGUCACAAUUAUAGUAGUAGUGAGGUCAACAACCUCUUAACUUGUUUAAAUGACACUUGUGUGAAGUUAACCUAACAUACAUUCAGCGAUGGAAGUGAUGAAUUACACUUUCAGAUUGACUAAGUUGAUCAUCAACCACUAACAGGUACAAAACUGACAAUUUCCAUUUAUGACAAACUCUGAUUUUCUAUGGUAUACAAAAAGAUUUUCUAUUAAUAUUACGUAAAGUCAAAACUAUUUAAAACAUGCUAUUUACUAAAAACACUAUUUUGAUACUAGAUGUGUUGCAGCUUGAAACUUAAUAGCAAUGUAUACUUCAUGCCUGUAAUGUAGAUGUUAGAGGAAGAUGCUGUAUAUAUGAUGGUCACAAAGUUCUUGGCUACGUGAUUCAUUCAUAGUAUUAUUCCCAGCUUUUUACACACACAACUUGAAUGUUAUACUUGAUUUAUUAGUGUCAUAUCCUUUGGUAAACAUGUUUUCUUGCCCAAACUUCUGUCUCUAUUGAUUUAGCAGAGACUUUUUUCAUUUCAUUUUUAUAUUUAGGUGAAUAAUAAUUGUAGUAUGAUAAUGCUAAAUAGUUUAAUUGAUUGUCAUAUGUUUCUGCUUAUACAUCUGUCCACCUUGUUACAGUAUGCAGUAAAUUGUUUACUGCACUUCUCCACAGUUUGCAAUAUAUUUCUACUGCACUUCUCAGGUAGAAUGUAAUUUUUACAAGACCCCUUACAAAUAAAAGUUACACACUAUACACACUA
This is a messenger RNA of Macrobrachium nipponense, 3003 nucleotides long. Its product is annotated as S-adenosylmethionine-dependent nucleotide dehydratase RSAD2-like. Gene Ontology annotation, molecular function: catalytic activity; 4 iron, 4 sulfur cluster binding. The record is from RefSeq and is a predicted model, not a curated record. Gene Ontology annotation, cellular component: endoplasmic reticulum membrane; lipid droplet. Gene Ontology annotation, biological process: defense response to virus. Lineage: Eukaryota; Metazoa; Arthropoda; Malacostraca; Decapoda; Palaemonidae.